AAAAAGUGUAGUAGACAGUCGACAUAAGAUAAAAUCACCAACCAUGGUGUGUUUACAAGAAACUCCUUGGGCUGAAUUCAGAUACUACAAGAUAUUGAAAUAAAAUCAACUGCGGGAGGGUAAAUACGUAAAUCGCACAAAUACGAGACUCGUUAUAAAUAAGAGUAAAGCUCGAGUUGACUCAUUCUUCACUCAAUACUGUAGAAGAAAGGAAACAGAGGAAAACAAGAACUCUUAAGAACCAUACAGUACAUCUUCUUCUUCCUGCUAUCUUUUAAUGGCGUCUGACCAGAGCAUGAUGAUCAACUCUUCUUCAAUUCUUGACGAAGAGUAUGACGAUACAGAUGAUGGGUUUCACUACCAGACAAGGCAAAGCAGUUUGUCUAGGUUAUCUAUCUGCACGAGCUCCUUCCAUGACGACGACGAAGAUAACCAUACCUCGGAACUGGGUAACUUCAUCUCAGAGCUGUCGCUGGAGAGCCUCGACGACGUCGGAGCCGAGGCAGACGGAGAAAUCUCGGAUGACGGUGACGACUCGGAUUCCGAUAAGGAACCUCCCGGCUUCUAUACUCUCCCAUCGAUCAUGACUCGCCGGAGAAGAAAAGUCAAUGUUUCCACUGGCUUAGAAAAAGAUAACGUCGAUGGCAGUAAGUGUACUUCAGUUAAGCAAAGAAGGGUGUCACGAGAAAAGAGUUAUAGAGGUCACUGUUUUAACGGUGUGGAGAGAGAGAGCGACGGAGACGGAAGCCGAAACCGUUACGGUGGAGGAGGGGAAGGAGAGUUAACGGUGUUAACGAAGGUGAAAGGAGGAAAGAAGUCGAUGAAGAUGGGUUUUGAGGAAGUGAAGGCUUGUAGAGAUCUUGGGUUCGACUUGGAAGCGCCUAGUCGGGUCUCAGUAUCCGCCCGGUCAAACCGGGAGACUCAGACUAGUAGUGGCGGCAACUCUCCUAUUGCCAACUGGCGUAUAUCUAGUCCUGGAGAUGAUCCGAAGGAGGUAAAGGCGAGACUGAAGAUGUGGGCACAAGCAGUUGCUUUAGCUUCUGCUUCACGUUAAAGCUUUUUAUGUUAGGGUUUGUCGCAUAGUCUUACGAGUUUUUCUUGAAUUAGUAACUCUUCUACUGGGUUUGUAAAUAUGAAAGCUAUACUAUAUUGUUCUGUUCAAGCUAUAAUUAAUACUACACAAUGACUUGUAAAACA
Messenger RNA from Brassica oleracea var. oleracea, 1197 nucleotides. RefSeq lists its product as uncharacterized. NCBI's taxonomy places the organism in Eukaryota, Viridiplantae, Streptophyta, Magnoliopsida, Brassicales, Brassicaceae. The record is from RefSeq and is a predicted model, not a curated record. The transcript has 2 exons. Bases 278 to 1054 code for a protein of 258 amino acids.